Molecule: messenger RNA, 5126 nt
Organism: Cuscuta epithymum
Lineage: Eukaryota; Viridiplantae; Streptophyta; Magnoliopsida; Solanales; Convolvulaceae
Source: the annotation of a GenBank genome assembly
UCCCUAUAUAUACUCCUUAUAGGAGGCUUGUAAAGAUAACUCAUAGAACUCAUAGUUCAUACUCUAUACACGCUGAUCUCUUUCUCCACAUUCUUUGUUCAAAUCUCUUUAGUUAUAGGAUAUGGGUAUCAAUUAUCCAACAAUGGUUCUCUCGUUGAGAGGUUUGAACACAAUCAAGUGAGAAAACCUCCCCAAAAAAACAAAAAUUCACCCAAAUCACAAAGAAAUUAGAAAAAAAAUUAAUCUGGCAAAUCACGAUUUAGAAUGUUCCAGAUCUGAGUCGGAGCCGUCGCCGCCAUCCCGCCGCCGUACACCAUCUGCUGGAGCUCGCCGCACCAGUUGGACUUCGCCGCGCCGUUCUCAGGAAGUGUUAUCACCCCUACAGAGCUCACUUGUCCAUCCCUUUGCGAAAUUUGUUCAAAAGGUUGCCAGCAACUCCGAUCUGAAAUUCAGGAGCACGACUAGGCAAGUUGCCGCUUUAAUCUCCUUCGUUGCUGAGCCAUCGUGUGCCACCAAGACCGGUGUCAUCCCUUCUGCCAACGUAGCUCCACCUGGCCUGUCUCCGGUCGUUUCUCCAUGUUACCAGUCGUUGGUCGCUCCUUCCCGUUGACGUGAAGGAUCUGCCGAUUGAAGAUUUAAUGAAUUUCACCAUGGUGGCUUGGAGUUCGUAAGAUGCAGACUCAAGAUCGGAUCUGGGGCAGGGUUUUUUCUCCUUCGAAAGCUAUGGUGGACAACAUUGUCGUCCUCAGUCGUCGCCUCCCUAGUGUGACUGCAAAGUGUGACUUCCUUCUGGUACUGGUGUGUUGCGCAACAGUGGACGAGUCGGCGGGGAGGUGGUUUGAUAGGCAUACGAUCAGUAUACCCCGUCAAUCUUUCAAACUUGUGGCUUAAAAGUGUACGUACGUGUGUUGCUCCCAGCUCAUAGAUGUCAAGUCUCUCCUUUUUUGCCAAAGAAAGCACAAGAGGGACAAGGCUGUCAUUUGGCAAUGGCAGAAUCAUUAGGGAAUUGGCUCAGACCUACUCAAACCUUAUGGGCCAGACUCUUUCUCAGCAGCAUAUUUCAUCCCAAGCAGUCUAAUUUUCAGCCCACUUCAAAAAGAUAAGUACUCUUUAAUUUGUCAUAUUAUUUAUUUUAAUUUAAAUCAUUUUUUAUCGGGCGAAUGUCACACUAUCACGCACUUAUGAUCAAAUGCCUAGUAGAGUGUGGUUUGAGACCCAUCACUAGGAUUUAAAGCCCUGACCCAGAUCAUGCACAAAGCCCUGACCAAGAUCAGGCACAAAGCCCCGACCAAGUCGGGCACGAAGACCGGUCUUAGUCAUUCCUCGAGUGGCGACCGUUGCUUGCGAAUGGCUCACACAUCCAUUCUACUAAGUAUUUUACCAUUACAUUAACCAUUCACAUCUCCACUUGUUUCAAGUGACGAACUCCUGAUCGGAAACAUAAAUCCCUAAAAAAAAUAUGUAUGAUAAAUGUGUAGGUACAAAGAUGACUUUACUCAUUUUCACCUCGUCUCCACUCGCCUCAAAGAGUGGGGACUGGGGGACUGAGGGGUCAGAGUUUCUAGACGAGGAGAAAAUAUCACGCAUGAGCAGGAACGAAAGAUGAGUUAGAUGAAGACGGGUUGAGCUAGACAAAAGUGAUUAUGCCGCAGGGGGCCUACCUUCCUUGUUUCAUGUUGGGGGCGCUAGGUGUACUCUUUUUUCCUUUAUUUGGAUUUUUUCCCACUGAGUUUUUUCCUAGUAAAGGUUUUUAACGAGGAACCUCCCCAUCACGGACAAGGGUGGUGGUCCCCCGGCCGGAGAGGAAGAAACCAAAGACAGAAGAACUUUGCAUAUACUCCAUCAGGGAGUGGGGGACUCCUGAUGGAGUAUAUGGACUCCGACCCCCCGGUAUGCCGACUAUUGGGCUUGGACAGCGUCCCACACACGUUUAACGGAUUGUUAUUAUUGUACAUUAUUAUUAUUCAGGUGUUCUAGAUUAGCUUUUUAUACUAUGAGUCCAUUUAUGUAACCGGGUCUGGCAGGCCCAUAUUAGAGGCCCAAACCUGGAUUUUCCCUAUAUAUACUCCUUAUAGGAAGCUUGUAAAGAUAACUCAGAGAACUCAUAGUUCAUACUCUAUACACAAUCAUCUCUUUCUCCACAUUCUUUGUUCAAAUCUCUUUAGUUAUAGGAUAUGGUAUCAAUUAUUCAACAAAGGGUUUAAAAUUUUCAAUUAUCAACAAUGAGAGUAAAAGUAAGAAUUUCUCAUAAAAAGUUUUUUUUUUAGUUAGAGGAUUUUGUCCCCUCAAAAAAGGUCCACAAAUGUAUCAUUCCCCUCACACUAAUUUUUAUAGUUAAAAGAUACUCCAUCUGUCCCGAAUUGUAAGACAUUUUAUGGUUUACAAUGUUUGAAAGACGAUAAAGCAAACGGAUCCCUGCCCGCACUCAAAUUAUUUUUUGAAAAAAAGAAUUACAUAUUCAGAAACUACAUUAAAAACUUUACAAAGUCGCAAAAACCAGAAUCAAAUUUCAUAAAACUUUGAUAUAUAAAGUAAGAGAUUAAGAGUGAUUUGUGUUGACCAAGUGAAAAGGAAAAUUAUCUUGCCUAAAACACUCACUGAAACAACUCACAUAGCCGAAGAACUCCUGCGAAAGCCAAAGUACUGUUGGACCUUUGGCCCUUCAGGAUUAAGUCUCAACAUAACUAAAGAGUGAAGUGAGUUGCAUCUACAUUGAUAAAAUGCCUUUUGCAUGCUUCAAUGUUUAUACAAUACAAUCAUUUUAUAACAAUGUGCCUUCAUUUUUCUAAUUGUGUAAGUGCAGAGAAAGAAUUAUAUGAGCUCGUGAAGGGGAAGAGUUUGACUUUUCUAUAGGAAUAAUUGCUUAGAACUUUAACAUGCAUAAAUACUUUGUACUUCAUGAUUCAUGUUAUCAUUAAUAACCAAUUUCUCGUUUAAAUUCAAAAAUGAAAAAAAACAAAUCCAGGGAGCUAUCUCAUUGUCCCAACAAUUAGAUUACUUCAGAGAGUACCUAAAAAAGCUCAGGAGCAUGUUAGGAGACAACGAGACAAACUUCAUAACAGAAAAAAGUCUAGUAUGGGUGUUUGCCGGUAGUAAUGACAUUGCAAUCACCUACUUCACCUUGGGACUUCGUCGAUUACAAUACACCAUUGAUGCCUACACAGACUUUAUGGUUGAGAGUGCUUCAAGUUUCAUCCAAGAAUUGUAUGGGAUGGGAAUUCGAAGGAUUGGGGUAUUAAGUCAGGUACCAAUCGGAUGUGUGCCGGCAAUGAGGACACUCAAUGGAGGCAAUAGUUGGAAUUGUGCAGAGAAACAAAAUGAAUUAGCUAAGCUUGUCAAUGCUAAGUUCUCAGAUGAGAUUGAUUUCCUAUCCAAAACAUUACCCGGUGUGAAGUUAGUUUUCAUAGACCUUUACCAUCCUCUUCUGGACCUCAUCCAAAAUCCUGGAAAAUAUGGUUUUGAGGAAAGUGAGAGGGGAUGUUGUGGAACAGGUAAGUUAGAGGCAUCAUAUCUUUGUAACAAAUUCUCGCCAACAUGCAAAGAACACGACAAGUUUAUAUUUUGGGAUAGUUUCCAUCCAACGGAAGCGUGCAGCAAGAUUCUCAUAGAGCAGAUACUGCCCAAAUACAUUUCACUUUUAAUUUAGUUUAUUAAUUAAUGAGACAAAUAAUUACCACUUAUUCAACAGAAAGUUUACUUAGAAUGCAUCUACAUAAGUUUUCUUAUUGAAAUCUUUAUUACAAUAAUUAUAUCUUGGUUGUAACUUAAUGUUACUUUUUCUAUAAUAUGGCUCAUGUCUCAUCGUAAAAACUUGUCAUUUAUUUCCUAUCUUACAAGUUAAGGUGAAAUUUUAGUACAGUGUAUGUCAAUAACGAUAGUUACUAUUGACCAGUUGGGCUCUAUAUUAAAUUUCAAUAAUGUUGCUUAAUUUUAACUUCAUUCUUGUAUAUAUCUUUUAUUUAUUUUGUGUGAAAUAAUGUUAACUUAAUUUCAAUUAUUUUUCUUAAUUUGAUUUAAGCCUAACAAUGGCACAAACCCUAGGCCAGCUCAAGACAAUGCAAGAAACAAGAAUGACAUAUCGAAUGUGAGGAUGGUUUCCUUUGGAAUUCGAUAGACAAGUUAAACAACAUCUAUGCGCACAUGGUAUCCCGUUUAAAUGAAUCAACCACAAAAGUUCUCCAAUGCUUUUGAGAAAAGACCACGAUAUAGUAAUUUGGAAUAUUAAGGCUACCACUAUUUUCAAAAGCCAGUGUUGUACAUAUGUCGUUUCUUCACUCAGAUCAGCACCCAUUUAUUUUGUGAGAAUGCUAAAACAGCAGGAUAUCUCAAAACAAAAGAAGGCUCAUUGAGUGUUUGGCGGAUGCGGGCUACCAAUAUGGUUAAGCCUGGUAAUUAUUCUCACAUGGUAUCAAGAGCCAUAAUUCUUUUACCCUAAAAACAAACAAAAAAUCGGCCUCAUGUCUUCUGCCGAUUCUUCCCCAGUCGCGGCUAGCAGUAGCGCCGCCGCAGCAACAGCUUCAAGCGGCUCCGCCAGCAGUGUUUCUUCCUUCACUCACCAAUUACUUCCGGCCUUUCUGCAUCAUCUAGUACCUCUCUCUCCUUCGCGCAUAGCGGUCCUGUCAUCGGCUCCCCUCUACGCUUCUCCAGGCCAGCUUCGGGCGCGAGCUUCUCUCUGCCGCCGCCCCCCAACCUGUUUCCAACAUCUGAUGCAGAGCCCUGGGUACCGCCCGUGUUCAAUUGGUCUCCCACCAGGCCUGAGUUUCGUCCGCCGCAAGUUCCUCUAUUUUCCACAACUGGCGGCUCUCCCACGGUGAAUUCUGGAUCCAGUUUUGCCAGCCCUACUUUUGCCAGAGAGCCUGGAGUGACACCUUUGAUGACAUCUGCUUCCGUUGGACAAAUUACGCCACAAUCUACUGCUUCCUUUGGUCUGGUAGCUCCACGGACUGUUGUUUUGUCUCCAGGUUUCAAUUUAUCGGAGUUAGUUAAAAACAUUGGUGUUUCAGAGCUUAAUAUUACUAAUAUUGUUACUACGAAACUAGCUGCUGUUGAGGAUUUUUUGACUUGGCGUACGCAAUUUGAGUCGUUCUUAGUGUCUAAUGGAUUUUUGGGAAUUUUAGACGGUUCCC